This is a messenger RNA of Drosophila takahashii, 2206 nucleotides long. Lineage: Eukaryota; Metazoa; Arthropoda; Insecta; Diptera; Drosophilidae. The record is from RefSeq and is a predicted model, not a curated record.
GGAAACGAGGGAACAUGUGUGUGUGACGGGACGAUCGCUGCUCCCCAAAACAACGAGAUCAAUGCCAGCUAAAAGAUUGCUCAAUCAGUGAACUUGGUGACUUGGUGAACCGCGAAAGUCAGUGACUAAAACUGCGCCAUAAAAUAGGAAAAGAAAAUACUUUAUCGCGAAGGCAGGCAGCAUGUGUGCCACGGGGAAUCCCCACCACAGGCUCGGCAGCCUCAGUGCCCUGCUCCUUCUCCUCCUCGUCGCCCAAACAAUCCACGUGGAAUACGCCCGGGCGGAUUAUGAGAACACCUGGAAUUUAUAUUACGAGCCGCCCUGCUGCACAGGCUCGGCAGCUGGCCAUCAUCUGCGCCACCACAAAGAUCAUGUCAAGGACUUCAGUUGCGGCCCGCUGCACUACAAGACCUUCUAUAUGGAUGAGCACAAUAAUGCCCUAUACGUGGGCGCCAUGGAUCGCAUAUUUCGGCUCAAUCUGCGCAACAUCAGCCAAUCUAUUUGCGAGCGCGAUGUCCUCAUAUUGGAGCCCACCGGAUCGGAUAUCCUGAACUGUGUGUCCAAGGGCAAACGGGAGAAGGUGGAAUGCCGCAAUCACAUAAGGGUUAUCCAGCCGAUGAACUUCAAUGGCCAGAAGCUGUAUGUCUGCGGAACCAACGCCCACAAUCCCAAGGAUUACGUAAUAAAUGCGAACUUAACACAUUUACCCAGAUCCCAGUACGUGCCCGGCGUUGGCCUGGGCAUUGGCAAGUGUCCCUACGAUCCUGCUGACAACUCAACCGCCGUCUAUGUGGAGAACGGAAAUCCCUUCGGCCUGCCCGCCCUGUACGCCGGCACGAAUGCAGAGUUCACCAAGGCGGAUUCCGUCAUAUUCCGCUCGGACCUGUACAACCUGACAAAUGGACGCAAGGAGGCCAACUUCAAGAGAACCGUGAAAUACGACUCCAAGCUGUUGGACAAACCCAACUUUGUGGGCUCCUUUGAGAUUGGCGAGUUCGUAUACUUCUUCUUCCGCGAACAUGCCGUGGAGUACAUAAAUUGUGGAAAGGCUGUCUACUCGCGAGUGGCUCGCGUUUGCAAGAACGACAGGGGUGGCAAGUACAUGAUCAGCCAGAACUGGGCGACCUAUCUGAAGGCCCGCAUGAACUGCAGCAUCUCCAGCGAAUUCCCGUUCUACUUCAACGAGAUACAAUCGGUCUACAAGAUGCCAACGGACGAUACCAAGUUCUAUGCCACGUUCACAACGAAUACGAAUGGCCUGAUUGGAUCGGCAGUCUGCAGCUACGACAUCCGGGACAUCAACGCGGCCUUCGACGGCAAAUUCAAGGAGCAGGCCACCUCGAACAGCGCCUGGCUGCCCGUGCUGAACUCCAAAGUACCGGAGCCACGUCCGGGCACUUGCCACAACGACACCGCCACGCUGCCCGACUCCGUGUUGAAUUUCAUUCGCAAACAUCCGCUAAUGGACAAGGCGGUCGAUCAUGAAUUUGGCAAUCCGGUCUUCUUCAAGCGGGACGUCAUACUCACCAAGCUGGUGGUGGACAAGAUACGCAUCGACAAGCUGAACCAGGAGUUCCUAGUGUACUUUGUGGCCACGACGUCUGGUCACAUCUACAAGAUAGUGCAGUUCAUGCACUACGGCCAGCGGCACUCCAACCUGGUGGACGUAUUCGAGGCCUCGCCGCACAACGAACCCAUCCGGGAGUUGACCCUCAGCCAGAAGACGGGAUCCCUGUACCUGGCCACCGAUCACCAAGUGAAGCAGAUCGACAUUGCCAUGUGUGCCCGGCGCUACGACAGCUGCUUCCGCUGCGUGGCGGAUCCCUACUGCGGCUGGGACGAUGACGUCAAGGCCUGCCGACCCUAUCAGCUGGGCCUCCUGCAGGACGUGGCCAACGAGACGUCCGGGAUCUGCGAUACGAGCAUCCUGCGAAAGAAGGUCACCUCCUCGUACGGCCAGACCCUGCACCUCUCCUGCUUUGUCAAAAUGCCGGAGGUUCUGAGGAAGAAGCAGACGCGCUGGUACCAUCACUCCACCGAAAAAGGACGCUACGAGGUUCGCUACACGCCCACCAAAUACAUCGAGACGAACGAGGGCGGCCUGGUCCUGCUGGCGGUGAACGAGGGCGACGGCGGGCGGUACGACAGCUACUUGGAUGGCACCCUGCUCUGCAGCUACGGCGUCACCGUGGACGCCCACAGGUGA